Hydractinia symbiolongicarpus is the source of this 1554-nucleotide messenger RNA. RefSeq names its product F-actin-capping protein subunit beta-like. Lineage: Eukaryota; Metazoa; Cnidaria; Hydrozoa; Anthoathecata; Hydractiniidae. The record is from RefSeq and is a predicted model, not a curated record. Gene Ontology annotation, biological process: actin cytoskeleton organization; negative regulation of filopodium assembly; barbed-end actin filament capping. The coding region runs from base 194 to 1012 and encodes 272 amino acids. The transcript has 9 exons. Gene Ontology annotation, cellular component: F-actin capping protein complex; cytoplasm. Gene Ontology annotation, molecular function: actin filament binding.
UUGGGCGGCAGCCAUUUUGAUUCACUCGGAAAAGGAGGAAUAACACAAAUAGACAUUUACAUUGCUCAAGACAACAAAACAUAAAGUUUCUAAUGGAAUAAGUCAUAUUUAUUGUGAGAUAAGUAUAGCUAAGAUCUCCAAUAUAGUACGUGACAUUUUUACGUCUCAUUUUUAGUCCAUUCAAAUACUCAAAAUGACUGAAAGACAGCUUGAUUGUGCAUUGGAUUUGAUGCGAAGAUUGCCUCCACAACAGAUUGAGAAAAACUUGAGCGACCUGAUAGAUUUAGUCCCAGAAUUAUGCGAAGAUCUUCUCUCGUCCGUUGAUCAGCCAUUAAAAAUUGCGAGAGACAAAGAGACUGGGAAAGAUUAUUUACUUUGUGAUUACAACCGAGAUGGCGACUCCUAUCGUUCACCAUGGAGCAAUACAUAUGAUCCGCCAUUAGAUGACGGCGCUCUUCCAUCAGAUAAAUUACGUAAAUUAGAAGUCGAUGCCAAUGGAGCUUUUGACCAAUAUAGAGAAAUGUACUUUGAAGGCGGAGUAUCUUCAGUGUAUUUGUGGGAUCUCGAUCACGGUUUUGCAGGUGUUAUUCUUAUCAAGAAAGCUGGUGACGGUUCCAAGAAAAUUCGAGGUUGUUGGGAUUCCAUCCAUGUAGUGGAAGUUAAAGAAAAGAGUGGAGGACGUAAUGCGACGUAUAAAUUAACUUCAACUGCAAUGUUGUGGCUUCAGACAAACAAAGAAAGUUCUGGUAUGAUGAAUCUAGGGGGAAGUUUGACCAGACAGAAAGAAAUGGAUAUUGCAUUGAGCGAUGCAAGCUCUCACAUAGUUAACAUAGGAAAAAUGGUGGAAGAAAUGGAGAAUAAAAUUAGAAACACAUUGGAUGAGAUUUACUUUGGAAAAACGAAACAUAUUGUUAAUGACCUUAGGAGUGUGAAUGAUUUGGGUGAUGAACGAAAACAAAAAAGCGUACAAGCUGAACUCUUCAAGAACUUGAAAGCAAGACAAGAAAAAUAAGCGCAGUUUUUUUGCAAUCACAAGUUUCAAAACACUCGCAGAGAUAUUUUUUAUACAUAUUACGAACGUUUAUUCACGGUUUAAUUUAUAAAGAAUAUAAUAAGGGGAGCGCGCAUGCGUAUAGCUGAUUAUUUUUGUUUUGUUUUUUACGUGUGUAGAAACUGUGAAGUGGAGUAUCGCCAUCAUAUAGUUGAUUAAUUUUAUAGUACGAAAGCCUUUCAAAAUUUUAUCUAUUUUAAGUUAAUAUGUUUUUGCGUGUCGAAAUUUUUGUAAUGUGCACCAGGUAUAACGUUCGAUCUGCAUUUUGUAAUCCUUCACUUCCCUGUUUCAUUUUGAUGCGACAGAUACUACAUCUGUGGAUUUUGUAAGAAUAUUUUAAACUAGUGGCACUUACUCGAUAGAAGUACAAGUUGGUCGUUGCUGUAGUUUUUUCAAAAAAUGAGUUUUGAUUUUCUUAAUGUUAUAAUUCUUUUCUGCUUAUAAUUUUCGUGGACCAUCUAUCUACCAAAAUGUCGAAUAAACAGAUUAAAAAAAACAUCCUA